This is a messenger RNA of Hyla sarda, 2706 nucleotides long. It is a transcript of the gene C3H6orf58, whose product is annotated as chromosome 3 C6orf58 homolog. The coding region runs from base 1 to 1908 and encodes 635 amino acids. The record is from RefSeq and is a predicted model, not a curated record. Lineage: Eukaryota; Metazoa; Chordata; Amphibia; Anura; Hylidae. The transcript has 10 exons.
AUGGAAAAUAACACGUUCUUGUUCGAUGACGUGUGGUACAGGCAAAUCGGAGGUGUGGCCAUGGGUACUCCCGUGGCCUGCACCCUCGCUAAUUUAUAUGUUGCAGCUUUUGAGUACAGGCAUAUUUUUACAGCUAAUAACCCGUUCCUGAGGGCAGUCCGGUGCUAUCUCAGGUUUGUGGACGAUGUGUUCAUUGCCUGGGAUGGCACCGAGAGGGACUUCGAGGAUUUUGUAAAAUCUUUGAAUGAAACAAAUGAAAUGAACUUACGCUUUACCUACAAAAUCGAUGCCAAGCGGAUCGAGUUUCUUGAUGUGUUGGUAGAGAUCAAUGGAGGUGAUGUACAGACGUCAGGGUACAGAAAGCCCACAGCCUCCAAUUCUCUCCUUCAGUACACCAGCUACCACCCUGAACAUGUAAAGACUGCUUUGCCUUAUGGUCAAUUUUUGCGUCUAAGACGUAUUAACAGUUCUGAUGAGAAAUUUUUGGUACAGGCUGGUGUGUCAGAAGAGGAGAGACUGAAGGAAUCUGCAGGGAUAGCUGCAUUCCUUGUAGGAAUGCCACCAGUGUGGAUGGGAUGUCAGAGGCUUGGAAGAGUUAAUGCUUUCACCUUAUUGCAGUUCGGAUAUGGCUUUAAAACCCCAGCUUGGCUUGUAUUCUGUGCUGAACUCCUUGCAGAAUCUAUCGGCCAAAAUCCAGAGGUCAGAUGGAUCACCGUACCAGGACAAGACUGUCAAGUGGCCAAGUGUUCGCUGCACAUGGGUGACGUGACUAAAAGUCAACAGAGGACCAUAUUCUGUAGAGCUACUAUGUUAUUGUUUCUGUGGCUGGUAUUGGCAAUAGGCUACCCUGUGGUAUCCAGUCAAAAUGAGAACUAUCCUCCUUUGUGGGAACUUGUUCCAGAAAACCUGACAGAUUUUAACAUUCAGUCUGAGAAAGUCAUUAUCAACCCCUGGAAUUAUCUAGAGAGGAUGGGAAUGUAUAAAAUACUUCUAAAUGUCACUGCACCAUUUUUGGAUAUGAAAGAACAAGACAACAAAAAGAAUGUACUUUGGGGAUUGCCUCUGCAACAUGGAUGGCAGUAUCAUACAGGUCGCUUACAAGAUACAUCUUCCUCUGGGAAGAGUGGUGAAGACCAAACAGUCAUAUCAGUAAAAAGUUGGUGGGCUUGUAUGAAUUACUAUUUGGCUGUCAUCCCAUUUCUUGGAGCUAUUGAUGCUGGAUUAUUUGAAGGAUUUCCUUAUGGCAUAGUCAUAUCUCAACCAAAUAUAUCUCAGUCUGACUUUUGCUGCAGCAUUGAAGAGUGUCGCUCAUUUUCUGCUAAAACCAUGGAUGAAUGGAAAGCAUUUUUUGAGUCAAUAAUGACAUCAAAUAAAAAAUCUGACACUUCUGUACCAGAGUUAACCAAAGAAGAAGAAAGAGUCUUAUCCAAUUUGUGGAGGGCUCACAUGGAGUCUAUUGCUGUUGCACUUCCACGCUGCUCAGACAGGUUACACCACCUCUCAGAAUCAGAAGGAAACUUUGGAAUGGACUGGGCCACAGCAGUUGAAUUCAUUGCAGCUUCCAACUUCCCCACAAAUUUCCAGAUCACAAAUGAUUUUCAAACAUUUCUGCCAAAAAGGAUUUUGAAGGAAGGUGAUAAAGCCCCCUACAUUCCUGACUUCUCGGAACAAGAAAAUAGGGUUCUGGCUACACUACAUUUACUUAACAAAGCCAACACAUUUACAGGUGGCUUUCUAUUGAAGCUCUGGAAAAAAGCCAUGUGUUCUGAAGAAGGAAGAGCUGCAGGACGAAAACUUCUUCAGAAUAUGGUCACUGACCCAAACUUGGCUCCAAAUACAAUUAUUAAGAUUAUUAUAGAAUUAGCUAAAAAUUCAGCAUGUGAUGUGCAGAAAAACAGGCAGAAUUAAUGGAAUUCUAUUUAGCAGAAACAUCUUGUUAAAAAGCCUUAGUGACACUAGUAAUAAGACAAUGUUGUCUACCUAAUUUUCUCAUUAGUUAUUCUUGCUUCACUCAUUCCACCCUCUUUAAGACAUCUCUAGCUGAGAAUACAAAAGGAGAACUCUAUUAAUUAGCCUUCUAAGUCAUUAGAAGAUUGAAGUAAGGCCAAGUGAUAACUGGAUUGAAAAUGUCCAGUUAACAGAAAGUAAAGAAUCAGACUGUAAUAAUAUAAGUGCUUUGCCUGAAAGCAAACCUCCAGUCGUAUUCAAUCCCCAGAGCUGCACUGUGCACAAUACUCAUCUUUCUAAAUGACAUGCAUUUUGAAUUCGGCACCUAAAUCCCAGAACAGGAAUGCGUUCUCCUCACCUCUCUGUAUAUUUCUAUGCUCCGUCUCCACAGCACCCCCCUCCACUGCUAGACCCAGCAUAAUAUAUGGCACUGAGUUUUGCAGUGGAGACAGAUGCUUUGGAAAUGGAGUAGGAAGCUCUAUCUUUUAAUGCAUAAAAAUAUACAGUGGGGAGAAUGGCAUCCCGUUCAGGGAUUUAGGUGCCAAAUUUGAUAUGCACAGGGCUGUUAUUUGACUAAAAAGCAUUAGAGACACCCUUUAAUGAUUUAAUAUUACUUUUCUCUGUAUGAACUGAUUUGUGUUUCUUAAUGUUAUUAAGCCAACCUCAAUGAAAUGUGAUGAUGAUAUCACGGCCAAUACCAAGGGAACGUACAAGUUGAAGAACAAUAAUUGCUUUCUAUUCCUUCCACUGCAUCUGAAU